Messenger RNA from Pygoscelis adeliae (Adelie penguin), 1754 nucleotides. It is a transcript of the gene PITX2, whose product is annotated as paired-like homeodomain 2. Bases 1 to 999 code for a protein of 332 amino acids. Gene Ontology annotation, molecular function: RNA polymerase II cis-regulatory region sequence-specific DNA binding; DNA-binding transcription factor activity, RNA polymerase II-specific. The record is from RefSeq and is a predicted model, not a curated record. Gene Ontology annotation, biological process: anatomical structure morphogenesis; regulation of transcription by RNA polymerase II. Gene Ontology annotation, cellular component: nucleus. The transcript is spliced from 4 exons. NCBI's taxonomy places the organism in Eukaryota, Metazoa, Chordata, Aves, Sphenisciformes, Spheniscidae.
AUGGCCCAGCUGAAUGGAGAACUGUUUUAUGUGGCAUGCUGUCCUCAUGAGAUGGCAUCAACACCAUCAGUGAAAGCAUUUGGAAAGGAGCCUGCUCCUCGCUUCACCAAGCCGUGCCUGCGCUCAGCAGGGUGGUACAAUGCCAGCAGAACCAGCGGGCACACUGCUCUCCUGGGAAGCUGCGAAAGUAAUAUGUAUAAUUUAGCGAUAAGUAAGAUUGCGAGGGAUGAUAUGUACCUCGAACGAGCAUCAGCGACUAAGAAGGACCCUUGCGGGGGCGGAGGGGGGGGAAGGGGGCAGCGCGGGCAGCGGACUCCCUCCCCCAGCCAGCAGCUGCAGGAGCUGGAGGCCACCUUCCAGCGGAAUCGCUACCCGGACAUGUCCACCCGGGAGGAGAUCGCCGUCUGGACCAACCUCACCGAGGCCAGGGUUAGGGUUUGGUUCAAGAACCGCAGAGCCAAAUGGAGAAAGAGAGAGAGGAACCAGCAAGCCGAGCUUUGCAAAAACGGCUUCGGUCCACAGUUUAACGGCCUCAUGCAGCCCUACGAUGACAUGUACCCCGGCUACUCGUACAACAACUGGGCAGCUAAGGGCCUGACCUCCGCUUCCCUCUCCACCAAAAGCUUUCCCUUCUUCAACUCCAUGAAUGUCAACCCUCUGUCUUCUCAGAGCAUGUUCUCCCCUCCAAACUCCAUCUCCUCCAUGAGUAUGUCUUCAAGCAUGGUACCCUCUGCAGUCACCGGGGUCCCCGGCUCCAGCCUCAACAGCCUGAAUAACUUGAACAACCUGAGCAAUCCCUCCCUGAAUUCUGCAGUGCCAACGCCAGCCUGUCCUUAUGCUCCUCCAACACCUCCGUAUGUUUAUAGGGACACAUGUAACUCGAGCUUGGCGAGUCUGAGACUUAAAGCCAAGCAGCACUCCAGUUUUGGCUAUGCCAGCGUGCAGAACCCCGCUUCCAACCUGAGCGCUUGCCAGUACGCGGUGGACAGACCCGUGUGAGACACCCGAGUAGGAAACACUGCAUGGGAAUCCCUCCCCAUUUCCCGCAGAGACUGAGAAUUACACUAGAAAGUAAUGGGCACUAGAGAGAAAGAGAAAGGAGGAAAAAUCAGAGAGAGGCAGAGAGAGAGAGGGGAAGAGGCAGAGAGAGAGAGAGGAAAAAGAGGAAACCACUGAAAUCAGAUAGUUCCUUUGUUUUCAAAGGACCUCCUACAGAUUCUGAGAUCUUUCUUUCACCAGGAGUAUUUCAACAGUUACAAGGACAUAUAUAUAUAUAUAUAUAUAUGGACAAAUGUUUGACUGGAUAUGAUAUGACAUUUUAAUGUUACUAUAAGCUUGUUAUUUUUUAAGUUUAGCAUUGUUAACAUAAAAAUGACUGAAAGGAUGUAUAUAUAUCGAAAUGUCAAAUUAAUUUUAUAAAAGCAGUUGUUAGUAAUAUCACAACAGUGUUUUUAAAAGGUUAGGCUUUAAAAUAAAGCAUGUUACACAGAAGCGAUUAGGAUUUUUUCGCUUGCGAGCAAGGGAAUGUAUAUACUAAAUGCGACACUGUAUGUUUCUAACAUAUAAUUAUUAAAAAAAAAACAUUGUGUGAAUAUCAGUUUUAGAAUAGUACCUCUGGUGGAUGCAAUGAUGUUUCUGAUAUUGCAAUGUAAAACAUGCCCUGUGUAUAACAUUUCGUACAAUAUUAUUGUUUUACUUUUCAGCAAACAUGAAAAAAAAAUGUGUUUUAUUUCAUGGGAGUAAAAUAUACAGCA